Podospora anserina S mat+ is the source of this 3633-nucleotide messenger RNA. RefSeq lists its product as uncharacterized. Lineage: Eukaryota; Fungi; Ascomycota; Sordariomycetes; Sordariales; Podosporaceae. Gene Ontology annotation, cellular component: actin cortical patch; cytoplasm; plasma membrane. The record is from RefSeq and is a predicted model, not a curated record. The transcript has 2 exons. Bases 1 to 3633 code for a protein of 1210 amino acids. Gene Ontology annotation, biological process: actin filament organization; endocytosis; vesicle transport along actin filament. Gene Ontology annotation, molecular function: actin filament binding; ATP binding; microfilament motor activity.
AUGGGCUGCUGUGAUUGGGCAGCUCCCCUCCACUGCCCGCCAACAGCAACAACCCCACCAAUUUCUGGCGGGCUUUCGUCACUGUCAGGCACCACUGCACACUGUCAAGGAUCCUCGGACUUUGGGAAAAGGAGACAAGGCACUUGGAAAGCAGCUGCUAACUACUUUCCAAACACCACCACUUCCUUUGCAACAUCUUCCAAGCCACUACGGGACUCGCCCAUUGCCCCUAUUACUGAGUACCUAUCUGUUGUCCGCGCAUCUUGCGGCCCUGCCCUGACGGCCCGCAACCGUGAUCAUUCUUACAAUCCAACCCCGUCUCCUGGCGUUUCGAGUCGCAUCUGCAUGAUACGCCCACCAUGGGGUAUAACGAGACGCGCGAAAGACAAGGCUGCGCGGGCCGAGCGCUCUGCUGGCGGAGCCUCCAGCUCGGCCAAGCCAAAGAAGGCGACGUACGACACCACCAAGAAGAAGGAAAUUGGUGUCUCCGACUUGACCCUGCUGCGUACCGUGUCGAACGAGGCCAUCAACGACAAUCUCAAGCAACGAUUCGAGGGCGGUCAGAUCUACACCUACAUUGGCCAUGUGUUGGUAUCCGUCAACCCCUUUCGGGAUCUCGGUAUCUACACCGACCAGGUCCUCAACAGCUAUCGGGGAAAAAACAGACUGGAGAUGCCACCACAUGUGUUCGCUAUUGCCGAAUCUGCCUACUACAACAUGAAGGCCUACAAGGAGAACCAGUGUGUGAUUAUCUCGGGUGAAUCUGGUGCUGGCAAGACAGAGGCGGCCAAGCGCAUCAUGCAGUACAUCGCGAACGUCUCGGGGGGUGAGGCAGGAGGAGAUAUUCAACAGAUCAAGGACAUGGUUUUGGCUACCAAUCCUUUGCUCGAAUCGUUUGGUAACGCAAAGACAUUGCGGAACAACAACUCUUCUCGGUUCGGAAAGUACUUGCAAAUCCAUUUCAACGCACAGGGUGAACCAGUUGGCGCCGACAUCACCAACUACCUCCUCGAGAAGUCGCGCGUCGUGGGUCAGAUUACCAACGAGCGCAACUUUCACAUUUUCUACCAGUUCACCAAGGGCGCCUCUGAGAACUACCGCCAAAUGUUUGGCAUCCAAAAGCCAGAAACAUACCUCUACACCAGCAAAUCAAAGUGCUUCAAUGUGGACGGAAUCGAUGAUUUGGCCGAGUACCAGGAUACGCUCAACGCCAUGAAAAUAAUUGGCCUUUCCCAAGCAGAACAGGACAACAUUUUCCGCAUGUUGGCCGCCAUUUUGUGGACGGGCAACCUGGUGUUCCGGGAAGGUGAUGAUGGCUAUGCGACUGUCUCUGACCAGUCUGUGGUGGACUUUUUGGCCUAUCUCCUCGAAGUUGAUCCGGCGAAACUUGUACACGCCAUCACCAUUCGCAUUCUGACACCACGGAACGGUGAAGUAAUCGAAUCGCCUUCGAACGUGGCCCAGGCAACGGCUACCAGAGAUGCCUUGGCCAAGGCCAUUUACAACAACUUGUUUGACUGGAUCGUGGAACGGAUUAAUCAGUCUCUGAAAGCGAGACAAGCUACUUCCAACUCCAUUGGCAUUCUCGAUAUUUAUGGGUUCGAAAUCUUUGAGAAGAACAGUUUCGAACAACUUUGCAUCAACUACGUCAACGAAAAGCUACAACAGAUCUUCAUUCAGCUCACACUCAAGGCCGAGCAGGAAGAGUACGCGAGAGAGCAGAUCAAGUGGACACCCAUCAAGUAUUUUGACAACAAGAUUGUGUGCGAUCUCAUCGAGUCUGUCAGGCCUCCGGGCAUCUUUUCUGCCAUGAAGGACGCCACCAAGACUGCUCACGCCGACCCUGCCGCUUGCGAUCGCACCUUCAUGCAGAGCAUCAACGGCAUGUCGAAUGCCCAUCUCACUCCUCGCCAGGGCAACUUCAUCAUCAAGCACUAUGCUGGUGAUGUGACGUAUACCGUGGACGGCAUCACUGACAAGAACAAGGAUCUCCUUCUCAAGGGCCUCCUGAACAUGUUCCAAGCCAGUCAGAAUCGUUUUGUACACGAGCUCUUCCCCAACCAGGUUGACCAAGACAACAGAAAGCAACCCCCAACAGCCGGUGAUAGGAUCAAGACUUCGGCCAACGCCUUGGUGGAUACGCUCAUGAAAUGUCAGCCAUCGUACAUCCGCACUAUCAAGCCCAACGAGAACAAAUCGCCCACCGAGUACACCGUCCCCAAUGUUUUGCAUCAGAUCAAGUACCUUGGUUUGCAGGAGAACGUACGAAUUCGUCGUGCUGGUUUUGCAUACCGUCAGUCUUUUGAAAAGUUUGUGGAUCGAUUCUUCCUGCUGUCGCCUGCCACCUCGUACGCUGGCGAGUACACGUGGGAGGGCUCAUAUGAAGCGGCGACCAAACAGAUCCUGAAGGACACUAGUAUUCCGCAGGAGGAAUGGCAGCUUGGUGUCACAAAGGCCUUUAUCAAGUCCCCCGAGACUCUCUUUGCCCUCGAACAUAUGCGCGAUCGGUACUGGCACAACAUGGCAACCCGUAUCCAGCGCAUGUGGCGUGCAUAUCUGGCAUACAGGGCAGAGGCUGCUACCCGUAUCCAGCGAUUCUGGAGAAAGAAGCGGGUCGGUGCCGAAUAUCUGCAGCUCCGGGAUGAAGGCCACAGGGUUCUGCAAGGUCGAAAGGAACGGAGAAGAAUGAGCAUCCUGGGCUCCAGACGGUUCUUGGGUGAUUAUCUGGGUAUCAACGCCAGCAAUGGACCUGGAGCUCACAUCCGAAAGUCGAUCAACCUCUCUAGCAACGAAAAGGUCGUGUUUUCUUGCCGCGGAGAGAUACUGGAGGCCAAGUUUGGUCGAUCCAGCAAGGCCAGCCCGAGAAUCAUCAUCGUCACCAACAGCAAAUAUUAUGUUGUUGCCCAGAUGCUUGUUCAGAACCAGCCCCAGAUUGUGGUAGAAAAGUCAUUCCCAUUGGGCGCCAUCAAGUUCAUUGGUGCCUCAACAGCCCGGGACGACUGGUUCUCUCUGGGCGUUGGCUCCCAGCAAGACGCGGAUCCUCUUCUCAACUGUGUUCUCAAGACCGAGAUGUUUACGCAGAUGAAGAGAGUGAUGCCUGCUGGCUUCAACCUCAAGAUUGCCGACACGAUCGAGUACGCCAAGAAGCCAGGAAAGAUGCAGCUGGUCAAGGUGCUCAAGGACGCACCCACCCAGGCUGACUUUUACAAGAGCGGCACUGUGCACACCUCGCAAGGAGAGCCUGCCAACUCUGUCUCGCGGCCGACGCCCAAGGGCAAGCCUGUCCCUCCCAAGCCAAUCACCAAGGGCAAGCUCAUCAGGCCCGGCGGACCAGGAGGCAGACCAUCGAGAGUCACCAACAACAACCGCAGACCUGUGCCUCGGCCAGGUGCUUCUGCUGCUGCCACUCCGGCGGCUACUCCCGCUGCUACUUCUAGACCGGUGCCGACACCACGGCCGGUACCAACACACUGCGGCCGCUCAAGCUGCGGUCAGUCUGCCUACCCAUACCCGCAACCAGUCCAACUCGUCUGCUACCCGCGCUCCGCCUCCUCCACCGCCUGCCCCGCCUGCUGCAAAGCCCAAGAUUAUGGCCAAGGUCCUGUACGACUUUGCCGGGACCAAGGAAAAUGA